Messenger RNA from Manihot esculenta (cassava), 854 nucleotides. Its product is annotated as trafficking protein particle complex subunit 3. Bases 105 to 665 code for a protein of 186 amino acids. Gene Ontology annotation, cellular component: cis-Golgi network membrane; cytosol; TRAPP complex. The record is from RefSeq and is a predicted model, not a curated record. Lineage: Eukaryota; Viridiplantae; Streptophyta; Magnoliopsida; Malpighiales; Euphorbiaceae. Gene Ontology annotation, biological process: endoplasmic reticulum to Golgi vesicle-mediated transport; intra-Golgi vesicle-mediated transport. The transcript is spliced from 5 exons.
AAUUGUUGCAAUCAGCUAUUGUCUAUUGAGCUUACUCUGUAGAUCAAGACACCAGAACUUCUCUCGUAACUUUCACAGUCGGGACUCCAGAUCUCUCACUAACAAUGGCUCCUGGUGCUCCCCGAUCCGGUGAUGCAAUCUUCUCUAGUGUUGAGCGCGUGAAUGCAGAGCUGUUUACGUUAACCUAUGGGGCGAUUGUGCGUCAGUUGCUUACGGAUCUGGAGGAGGUUGAAGAAGUCAACAAACAGCUAGAUCAAAUGGGUUAUAAUAUUGGAAUCCGACUGGUUGAUGAGUUUCUGGCAAAAUCUAAUGUCACCAGAUGUGUGGACUUCAAGGAGACAGCUGAAGUAAUUGCAAAGGUAGGUUUCAAAAUGUUCCUUGGGGUGAGUGCAUCUGUGACCAAUUGGGAUGCUGAUGGGACAUGUUGCAGUAUCGUUUUGGAGGAUAAUCCCUUAGUAGACUUUGUUGAGCUUCCAGACACAUGUCAAGGCCUAUACUACUGCAACAUUUUAAGUGGAGUCAUUAGAGGGGCACUGGAGAUGGUGUCAAUGAAGACUGAAGUGACAUGGGCUCGUGAUAUGCUCAGAGGUGAUGAUGCGUUUGAGUUGCAGGUAAAACUUCUAAAGCAAGUUCCGGAAGAGUACCCAUACAAGGAUGAUGAGUGACAUCCUUUAUUGGCCUUUCAUGAGUCUUGUAUACAGUUAAUUACUUUCUAUCUACACCUAAAGAUAGAGUUCUAACAUCCUGUUUUCUUUUAAUACAUGAUCCACUAGAGCUUUGAAUAGAUUUAACUUAAUAGUUAAUAGUUGUAUCAUUUUUUUUUUUUUUUAGUAUGAUUGAGCACAUAUUUGGUA